This is a messenger RNA of Rubroshorea leprosula, 1098 nucleotides long. Lineage: Eukaryota; Viridiplantae; Streptophyta; Magnoliopsida; Malvales; Dipterocarpaceae. The record is from the annotation of a GenBank genome assembly.
GGAAAAACUCUGCUGGCUGUUAUGAUUCUUCUUAACAUAGAAGAAUUUGAUAUAAUUCUAGGCAUGAACUGGUUGUCAGCCUAUAGAGCUUUAAUUGACUGUUUAGAGAAGGUGGUAACACUUAGGGUUCCUAAUGAACCUGGCAUACAAUUAAAAGGAGAGGAAACCAGAGCAAAACCAGUAAUAGUUUCUUGCAUGAAAGCAGAGACAAUGAUGCAGCAACAAGGCUGCAUUGGUUACCUGGCUUAUAUCUUUGAGAAUAGGAGUAAGCCAGUAUCUGUGGAGGGUAUUAGGGGUGCUAAGGUAUUUCCAAAGAUAGAUUUGAGGUCAGGAUAUCAUCAGUUCAGAAUAAAGGAGGCAGAUGUUAUGAAGACAGCUUUUAGAACUAGAUAUGGUCAUUAUGAGUUCCUAGUUAUGCCCUUUGGGCUAACUAAUGCUUCAACAGCAUUAAUGGAUCUAAUGCAUAGGGUGCUACAACCAUAUCUAGAUAAGUUUGUUAUAGUUUUCAUGGAUGAUAUAUUGGUGUACUCACUUGAUGAGGAGAGUCAUGCAAAACACUUGGCACUUGUACUACAAAUGUGUAGAGAAAAAGAACUAUAUGCCAAAUUAGACAAAUGUGAAUUUUGGUUGAAACAAGUUAGUUUUCUGGGGCAUGUAGUUGAAGCUGUCGUAAACUGGGAAAGACCAACAACUGUCACUGAGGUUAGAAGUUUUCUUGGUCUAGUUGGUUACCAUAGGAGGUUUGUGAAAAAUUAUUCAAAAAUUCCUGAACCUUUAACACAGCUAACUAAGAAAGAUCAUAAAUUUAUGUGGAGUGAUCACUGUGAGGCUAGCUUCCAGGAGCUUAAGGAAAGGCUGGUGUCAGCACCCAUUUUAGCUUUGCCAAGCAGGGAAGGAAAGUUCUCUGUUUAUACAGAUGCUUCUCAUAAAGGAUUGAGAUGCGUAUUAAUGCAGCAAGACAAGGUGAUUGCCUAUGGAAGUAGGCAAUGAAAAAAUCAUGAAAAGGACUAUCCAGUUCAUGAUUUAGAAUUGGUAGCCAUAAUGUUUGCACUUAAACUUUGGAGGCAUUAUCUUUAUGGGAAGAAUUUGAAAUCUUCA